GACAAAAGCCGUAAUACUAACAAUUGCCUUCUAUUGCUCGCAUCUCUUUCACUUAUAUGAAUUUUCAUAUUUGAUUAGUUUACUUUCAACGAUAAGAUUCUCUACUCAACUUUUCUUGGAAAUCUCAGUCUUCGAUUGCUGUAAAUGAGGAUGAUGAAUUUGAAGGUUUUCUUGGGGAUUUUUGCUUUAAACAUCGCUGCUGUUUGUUCAGUUUCCUCAGCUGACUCCUGCUUUUCUUAUCCGUUCCACGACGCCAUUUUGGCAAAGGUCUUUACGUCAGAGUUAUCUGAUGAUGAUGUGGAAGAGUUGAUUAAACAAGACUUGGUGAAGGACGCAGGUGACACCGAGGAAGUCGUCGAUGCUUUCGAGGAUACUUUUAAGAAAGUUCGUGACCACGAUUUGGGCAGAGGACUGCUUGCAAACCACAAGACAUCAGGAAUUGUUUCAGGGGGAGCCAUUAAUGACUGGAAUUCCAUGCAUGUGGAGAAAGAAAACAAAUAUGCCGACCUAUCAAGGAUUCAAAGGCUUCAAAGGAUUCAAUAAAGGAAGGAAAUAAUGGAACAUAGAUAAUGGCUGAAUUGCUGUUAACGAUGAACUAAUGUAGUGCACAUCUUUUGUAGCAUAGAAUUAUGUUAUCAAAAGCAAAAAUAAA
Messenger RNA from Pocillopora verrucosa, 652 nucleotides. RefSeq lists its product as uncharacterized. NCBI's taxonomy places the organism in Eukaryota, Metazoa, Cnidaria, Anthozoa, Scleractinia, Pocilloporidae. The record is from RefSeq and is a predicted model, not a curated record.